GCAGGCAGCAGCCUUCGAGCGGUGCCCGCCGCCUCACUGAGGCGCCGAGGGGCGGGGCCGCCAUGACGCGGCCGGCAGCGGCCGUUGCGGGGGGCGGGAGAUUUGAACGGCGGCGCCGCCGGGCACCAUGAGGCGGCAGCGGCACGGGGCGGAAUAUGACAUCCAAGAGAAGAUUAACUUUGAAAUCCGCAUGCGAGAAGGCAUCUGUAAAUUACUUGCAGUGAGCACACAGAAAGACCAACUUUUGCAAGCGGUUAAAAACUUGAUGGUUUGCAAUGCUCGUAUACUUGCAUACCGGGCAGAGCUACAGAAGCAGCCUGGAGAGCCAGUCUCAUGCGGAACUGAGGGAUGGUUGUCAGGCACUGGUACAAAAGACCGGGUAGCAUGCAGAGCAAAAGUUGCUAUAUCAGAUAUCCGAAUACCAUUAAUGUGGAAAGAUUCUGAUCACUUCAGCAAUAAAGAAAGAUCACAGCGCUAUGCAGUGUUUUGUUUGUUCCGAAUGGGAGCUGAGGUUUUUGAUACAGAGGUGGCUAUUGUGGAUAAAGCAAUAACAGAUAUCUGUUUUGAGAAUGUAACCAUAUUUGAUGAAGCAGGACCAGAUUUCCAGGUGAAGGUUGAAGUGUAUAGCUGCUGUACAGAGGAGUCUUUAUAUGGGACAAACACUCCUAAGAAACUAGCAAAGAAGCUUAAAACAUCCCUCAACAAAGCUACGGGGAAGAAACUCAAAGCUGCCCUGGAAGAAGACAGCACUGAGUCCCUUUUGCUCACUGACCCAGUCAUACAUGGAGCAAAGUACAACUUGCUAGCGUAUACCACUUUGGGGCUGGAGAGUGCUGAGGAUGGUUUCAGGACCCAUAACCUUACCAUUACAGGAAAUGAGGAAUCUUCUUUUUGGCUCCCCCUGUACGGAAACAUGUGCUGCCGUUUAGUUGUUCAGCCUUCCUGUAUGACUAGGGACAUGAUGGCAGGAUUUCUGAAUCAGCAGCAAAUGAUAGGAAGUUUAACUAGCUGGAGGAGGCUGUACUGCGUACUGAGAGGUGGAAAGCUCUUUUGUUAUUACUCACCAGAAGAAAUUGAGGCUAAACUGGAGCCAGCAUUGACAGUUUCCAUCAACAAGGAAACCAGAAUUCGAGCUGUGGAUAAGGACUUCAAGAGAAGAACUAGUAACUUUUCUGUUAUCAACCCUGUGUCUGGAGAGGCUGUGACUCAACUUUUUGCUACUGACAGUAGGGAAGAACUUCAUAACUGGAUGGAGGCUUUCUGGCAGCACUUCUAUGAUCUGAGCCAGUGGAAACAUUGUUGUGAAGAACUUAUGAAAAUUGAGAUUAUGUCACCACGGAAACCACCUUUGUUCUUGACAAAAGAAGCGACCUCCGUCUACCAUGAUAUGAGCAUUGAUUCCCCAGUGAAACACGAGGGUUUAGCUGAUAUCAUACAAAGAAAAAUUGAAGAGAGCGAUGGUGAGUUCCUGCUUUGCCAGCAAAAAGAGUCUGCAUCUUCCUUAUGGGCUUCACUCUUUGACGGAUCUCAUGAGAUGGUUGUUCAGAAAAACAUGCAUCCAACCCCCAAAAGUGAUACUGCAAGUCCCAGUGACGGCAGAGGGAAGAAAAGAAGAGCUCCACUACCACCCUCUGAUAAGUCACCAUACAGUGCAAAAGCACAAGUGGGCACACAGCAACUUGCCUUGCAACUUGGCAAGGAAAACUGGGAGAAGCCUGACAGCGCACCCUGUAGUAGUUCUUCGGAUUCAAAGUUACCUGUGGUAACAGGCUGGCAGACACCUGUUGCUGCUCCUGGCAAAAUUGGUCCUUGUAGAAAAAACAGUUUAUCUGACCAUGGAAAUCCCAUGUCUUUGGUUGCCAAGACAGAGUCUGAAACCAAACCAGUACCAACCCCUAGGCAGAAAUGCAUCACAGAAAUGCUAGACCCUAGAUCAUGGUUGUAGCCACAGGCAUAAUUAUUAGCUUAAAAGAGUCCCUGGAAUUUUAAGUUCCUCAGUCUUAAUAACUUUUGAGUGCAAAUAGAUUUUAUCCUACAGCUUGUAAGUAUUGAGUUUAAAGUGUUUUUGGUUUAGUUUUCUGUCUUUAGCCAGGACGUUACUACUAACAAGCUGCAUUCUCAGCUGUACUCAUUAUUGCUAACAUCUAAAUAAUUGCAGUAGUAAUGGGGAACGGUUUAUAUGAAAUAACGAUGCCACUUCUGAAAUGGUGGUUUGCUACUUUUGCCUUGAAAAGUUGGCAGUAUUCAGGGCAUCUCAGUGUCCCUGCACCAGGGAUUUUACUGUUGCCUUCUACCAGUCCCUCAGCUUAUCCCAUCUGCAGCUCCUCACACUGGUUCAAUUGGGAAUUUCACACAUUCAGCACCAGGCUCGCAAAAAUGAUUUUCUUGGGCUCCAUGCUUGGCUUCACCUGAAAUAUUCUCAUAUCUCCCUCACUGUUUGGGAACCGCUGCUUAUAAGAUAAUGUACUGUGAACAGUUACUGCACGCUUCUGAAUAGCUGUAUAUGAAUUUCUGAAGCAGUUCUAUCAAUUUAAUGUGGGAUCUCUUCGGUGCUUCCUGGUGCGUGCACUGUCUGAAUGGACCAGGAUUAUCUGUGUACGAGCAAAAAUGGAAUCCAUCACUUUGCCUUAUUUUGGACUAACACAAACAUGUAAAAGCAGUACUGCAUAUGAACACUCAUUUGGGAUUUCAUUUUUAUGGUGUAUUUUUUCUGAUGAAUGGGGCUCUGUAGCAUCGCUUCUCCUUCAUGGAACCUCUCAGCUGCUCCUGGUAGAUAGCUGGUUUGUAAACAUGAGCGUUACAAGUAAACAUGUAGGUUUUUUUGUUCUCCCACUCAUCAUUUUUGAAAUAACAGAAUAAGUACUUGAGGUGAAAAUACUGAACUUUUGAUGUUCUUCCAUCAGAUUGCCAUUUUUGUUAGAAGCAUGAAUUACUACAGUUCCUAUGGCACCUGCAAAACAUCUUUUACAUACAGAAAAGGCUUCUCUGCUGGACUCACACAGUUUAAAUAUCCAGCCCUUUCCUUGCUUGAUGCAUUUCCAUCAGAAGCUGGAACUUAUCCAAGAGCAAAGGUCUACUCACAGAUUUCCCUCUACAGCCUUUGUGUUCAGACCUGAGUUGAGUCAUAUCAGCAACUGUAUACAUCCAGUUCAUUAAUUUUUUUUCUGAAGUACAGAUGGUUUUGGGAGCUUUACCAUUUCUCCAGAAGAUAUUGUGGGCAUGGUUGGUUGGUUUGUUUAUCUAUUUUUUGUCUUUGCUAAGCUCUUGGCUAUGCAGUUGUAAAGGUAUCUGCUGGAUUUCCUCCUUAGUUCAUUGGCUAUGUGGGGUAGGACUUGAUGGGCAGGUUUCAUUUACAAAUCCCUUUGCAGGAUAAGAGCCCUCUGUUUCUAGAAUGCCCUUGUUCCUUCUUCAUUUAAUCACAUUGCAUUUUCCCUUUGAAACAACCAUAAUAAUUCUUACAACAAAUCAUGCUGUUAGUUAAGUGGAUAGUUUGUGAAUGCUUUAUAAAUAGGAACAGAAAAACUGAAGAAUAACUGCAUGAUUAUGUAAAUUAGACACAGUCAACUAAGUGGACUGUGCAACUCUGAACAAGAAAGAGGAAAAAUAAACAUGGGGGAGUGGUGCAUAUUUUCCAAGAUGCAACAGCAGUUUAUUUAACUUUGAAUCUAGCAUUAAAUGUUACUGUGCUCCGGAAAGGAAGAAUACCUUUUUCUUGGUAACCUCCUUCCACUUAGUUGCUAUAUUUCAAAAUAAAUCUCUUAAAUAUAUAAGGCAAGAAGGCAGCAUAAUGAGGAUUCAUUUUUAAAUUCAACAGGCUAUUGCAUUUCAACAAGCAGUUUCUCUUUUAAAUUCGGGAGCUUUGUUUUGAACUACAACAUACAUAUUUUACACAGGCAUUUAAUAUUAAAGUCUUCAAGUGAUGAGAAUUUACCCAUGCCUGCUGUUGCAAUAGUUAAUUACCCCAGGUACAUUUUUCACUUGAUUUUUCAAUUUGCAUUUCUAGCUCCACCUUAAGUUAUUUUGGUCUUUUUAUGCCUUUGAUUGCUUAUAUUGAUCUCUGUAGUAUCAGCUUUUCUAAUUGCUUGUGCGUAGCUAUAAAUUGUGAUUAUGUCCCUUUUAACCUUUUCUCUGAUGAGAUGUACUGAGUUCCUUAACUUUCUUACAGCAAUGAAUGCUAUUCAAGACUAAUUAGUCUUCAUGUUCUUCUCUGUAAUUCUCAUGUAUUGAAAUAUUUUUGUGACCUCUGAAUUAGAUGCAACAUGUCAAUAGCAAUUCAUCAGGACUAUACAGAGACAUAAUGUGAUCCUCUUAUUCUUAUUACUACCUCCCCCUACCCUAUUUCCUCAAAAACCAUGUUAUCCUUUAUUUUUUUUCUGCGGAAGAGUUACCUGGGAUGCUGGCUUUUAUGGCUCAAGUCCUCUUCAACAUCUUUUUUGAGAAUGCGGUACAUCAUCCUCUUAUUAUCCUACCUUAUUUUUUCUUAUAAGCGUGCACUGUAUUUUACCAGCAUUAAAAUACUGCUUGUGAAGUGAUCCAGAUUGCUCUGUAUAAGUGACCUGUUCUCGUUCUUUACUACUCCAAUGGUCUGCAAGUCCUUUGCAAAUUUAUUGCAAGUGACUUUUACAGUUUCUUCCGGAUCAUUGAUUUUUAAAAUUGAAUGCAAGGCAAGGUUUGUAGAGAGGGCUGAUAAGUUCUUAUUAGGUUGGUGACAUGGACGAGGGGGACAGAGAAAAGCAAACAGACACACCGUUGAGUUCAUGUCUCUUUUUUUCCUCAGAGUCUUUAAAAAAUUGAAUAAGAUAGAAAUUCCAGGACAAACAUCUAUGCUUCUUGCUGAUUCCCUAUUAAUGCUGCAUUUUGAAAUUACCCGUCUGUCUUCAAUACAACAGUCUGUAUUGAUUUUUAUCUACCAUGGGUAUCUUAAAGAAAAUGACAAGUUCAUCUGCUUUUCACUAGGUGCCUUAGGGUUCUUGAGGAUAACACCUCAGUACAGGUGUCUCUGCAAGCUCACUAUAUCAAAAGGAAAAAUGCAGCAUGUUGUUCAAGACCUAUUCUCCAUGAAGCUGUGUUGAUUGACGUUAUACAUCUAUCCUUAAAUUAGUCUCAUAUCCAUUUCACUGUAUUGCCCAGAUCACCACUAAGCAAACGAGGCCAUUAAUUACCCUGAUCAUCCUUCUUCAGCACAAUGUUGUUCUUGCAGUCCUGUGAAAUGUCAAGACUGUGUUGAGACUUGUUAAACUAAUUACAUGUUUAGGCUCCUGCUGCUGGAAAGGCUUCUACUACCAAAUGUAGUUGUUGUUAUUUUAAGCAACCACUCAAUAUGCAAUCCGUAUUACGAAGCAUCAGUUGACUUCAGGUUUCAAUAUUUAUUGUACUGACUUAAUCUUUUUUUUCUUUUUCCUGACCUGUUGCCUUUUAUUACUGCCUUCAAAUCUUCUGUGCAGCAGACUGGUUUCACUGGUAAAAACUGCAUGCUGCCAGCAAAUGAUCUUAGCAAUACAGUGAAGUCAGUUUGAAGGAAUACAGUUGUGCUCAGCUUUUGUCUACUCAAGAAAACAUAAAUAAAUGCAAUAAACCCAGCAAAUUUUAGGAGUAUAAUUACAAGAUAUAACUGUGAGGAAGCUAAGGGGUUUUUUUGGCUUUUCUGUAUAGUGACAAAUUACAAGUAUUUCAUUACUCCUACUGGUCCCUUUCUUAUCAUUUAUAUAGACUUGUUCAGAAAUUCGACCUUCUCCUUUGUUUUUUUCCAAGUUUUACAGACCCUAAAAAGGAGGAAUAUUCAAAACAGGAAUUCAAUAACCAAAAGUCAUUUGAUUAACAUCUCUAAACAAUGCAGAAAUAAGUCACAAAAGAACAAGUGAUCUUAGCCAGCCUCCUGCUACGGUGAGGCUUAUAAGACAACAGAGGCCUGGGGCUUUUCCCAGCCCUUGUGGCCCCAUUACCCAACGUUCACAUUUGUGCAAGCAAGUCAGUGCGCUGCUGCCUUGCAGCAGUCUGUGGAAAACCAGUGUGUGUUCAGACACAUUGCACCUCUCGUGAGCGGCUCAAACUACUAAGUGUAGCACAGAGAAGACAUCAGUGGACUUGUGCAUCUUGUUCAUCUGCUGCGGCUGAGCAACAUGUGAAGAGGUGCUUUUAUAAGGAGCACAUCAAGCCUGCUCUGAAAAUUGUACCUGUUUGCUCUCUGCUGAAAUGAAUUAAUUUCUGCUUAAAAGCAAUUAAGCAGUGGGACUGCAGUCUUGAAGUAGGGUGGAGAAACAAGUCAACCUAAACUUUUCUGUUAGGAAGCACAACUUAAAAGCAACUGCUAGUCCGAACUUGAAUGUAAAUUUCACAGAACAAGAACAGCUUCUAAAACACUGACUGAACAAGAUGCGGUUUAGCAACUGUUUAGGUUGUACCUUGUGUCAUUUGCUGUUCACUUGGUCUUGCAAUGGUAGAUGGUACCUUUUGUUAUUUUGAAGAUGUUAGCUUGAAAUGUUUACAUUUUUACUAGUUUUGUGACAUUUUUUCUAUGGUAAUCAUAUUAAUAGUCAUUUUACAGUGUUUUAUACAUAUCUAGAAAUACUGUCCUAGCAUUCAGAGUUAAUCUGUAAUUAGUGUAGAUUGUUGUUUAUAGUAAAGUGCAGAUUUGAAAACUAAUGUAUUGUGAAAUGUUAGAACAAGAGUCCUAAUUUUUUUUUUGCUGCUAACAUAAUGUAUUUUGAUUAAAAUGUGCAAGUGGAAUUAAAAAUAUUUCUUUAAAAAAUA
Anas platyrhynchos (mallard) is the source of this 6750-nucleotide messenger RNA. It is a transcript of the gene RTKN2, whose product is annotated as rhotekin 2. Gene Ontology annotation, biological process: positive regulation of cell population proliferation; hemopoiesis; signal transduction. The record is from RefSeq and is a predicted model, not a curated record. NCBI's taxonomy places the organism in Eukaryota, Metazoa, Chordata, Aves, Anseriformes, Anatidae.